Molecule: messenger RNA, 1611 nt
Organism: Alnus glutinosa
Lineage: Eukaryota; Viridiplantae; Streptophyta; Magnoliopsida; Fagales; Betulaceae
Product: aspartic proteinase PCS1
Exons: 1
Coding region: 24-1358 (444 amino acids)
Biological process (GO): proteolysis
Molecular function (GO): aspartic-type endopeptidase activity
Source: RefSeq, a predicted model, not a curated record
UCUGAAAUUUAAUCAAAACCACCAUGAAAACCUACAUUCACUGCAAAUCCUACCCAAACCCAUUUCUGAACUCUCUUUCUUUACUUGUUUUUUACACUGCCUUUUGCGCCAUUGGCAUUGAGCUCUCCUCCUCUCAAGCACCGACGCUUGUUUUGCCCCUCAAAACCCAGGCGGUUCCAUCUGGGUCCGUCCCAAGACCACCAAACAAGCUUCCCUUUCACCACAACGUGAGCCUCACCGUCUCUCUCACCGUCGGCACGCCUCCCCAGAACGUGACCAUGGUCAUCGACACAGGGAGCGAGCUCUCCUGGCUACACUGCAACAAAACCCGAGACUUUCCUACCACGUUCGACCCGACCCGAUCCUCCUCCUACUCGCCCAUCCCCUGCUCCUCGCCCACCUGCACGAACCGGACCCGGGACUUCACGAUACCCGCUUCGUGUGACUCCAGUCAGCUCUGCCACGCCACGCUCAGCUACGCUGACGCGUCCUCCUCCGAAGGAAACCUCGCGUCCGAUACGUUCUGUAUCGGAAGCUCCGAGAUCCCGGAUAUGGUUUUCGGGUGCAUGGUUUCGAGUUUCAGCUCCAACUCUGAUGAAGACUCCAUGAACACCGGGUUAAUGGGUAUGAACCGUGGGUCCCUCUCUUUCGUUUCUCAAAUGCAAUUUCCGAAAUUUUCGUAUUGCAUUUCGGCUUCCGAUUUCUCGGGCCUGUUGUUACUCGGCGACGCCAACUUUUCGUGGCUGGCACCGUUGAAUUACACGCCGCUGAUCCAAAUCUCCACGCCGUUGCCUUACUUUGACCGGGUCGCUUACACGGUUCAGCUCGAUGGGAUUAAAGUAUCGGAUAAGUUGCUCCCGCUACCGAAAUCAGUGUUUGUACCGGACCACACCGGGGCGGGUCAGACCAUGGUGGACUCGGGGACCCAGUUCACGUUCUUGCUGGGUCCGAUUUACACCGCGUUGAGGAGCGAGUUCUUGAACCGGACCUCUGGGGUUUUGAGGGUUUUGGAUGAUCCGAAUUUCGUGUUCCAAGGAGCUAUGGACUUGUGCUACCUGGUCCCACUGAGUCAACCGAGACUGCCACGAUUACCAACGGUGACUUUGGUGUUUCGGGGGGCCGAAAUGACGGUAUCGGGCGAUUCGAUCUUGUACCGGGCACCGGGUGAAGUUAGAGGAAACGAUUCGCUGUACUGCUUCACAUUUGGGAACUCUGAUCUGCUGGGCGUGGAGGCGUUCGUGAUUGGCCAUCAUCACCAGCAAGACGUGUGGAUGGAGUUUGAUCUCCAAAAAUCUAGGAUUGGUUUGGCUCAAGUACGGUGCGAUUUGGCGGGUCAGAGAUUUGGUUUGGGACUGUAGGUCCCACGAGCUUGUAGCUAUAGAUUUUUUCAAUGGACGACGGAUCUGUAGUUUUAGAUUAUUAUGUAGUCCUUGGGCCAUGCUAUUAUAGUGGUCAUAGGGAUUAGUUACCGUCCGAUCUAUGAUCCACCCGCUUUGUAUGAGGUGUAAUCAUAGAACUGGUGAGCCAUUUGAUUGGACGGAAAUUAAUAAUUGUUAAGAAAGAAUAAGAAAGAGAGAUUGGGAGAUGAUUUCCCCCGCUUUGUACAUGGAA